Molecule: messenger RNA, 2615 nt
Organism: Hemicordylus capensis (graceful crag lizard)
Lineage: Eukaryota; Metazoa; Chordata; Lepidosauria; Squamata; Cordylidae
Gene: MB21D2
Product: Mab-21 domain containing 2
Exons: 2
Coding region: 432-1946 (504 amino acids)
Source: RefSeq, a predicted model, not a curated record
GCUGGCCACCGGGAGCGCGCGAGGCUUGCUUUGCGCGGCCACUUUAAGCCCGGCCGGGCUCCACACAGCAGAGCAGCCGCUUGUUGAUUUCCGGGCUGCCCGGCGCGGAGUCCGCCCUCUGAGCCGCCGCGCUGUUGCUCCUCCUCGGGGCCACCCCCUCGCCGGCGUCCGGGAGGGAGCCACGGAGGCGCCGCCGCUGCUGCCGCGGGAGGGAGCGAAGCGGCGGGCGGGCCGGCCGGCCGGCCUGGGCGGGGGGAGCCGAGCCCCGGUGGUGGUGGUGGCGGCGGCGGCGGCGGGUGGUGCCGCCGCCAUUGCCAGCCUGCCCCCGCUCUCCCCCCGCCGGCGGUGCGCUUUGCAUGCGGAGAGAUCCGGGCGGAUAAGAAGAGGCGGGUCUGCGGCGCACUCGCUUCUCCGGGCGGCUUUGCGCGAAGAUGGCCGCUCCUCCGCUCGCCAACAAGGCAGGCUCCGCUGGCGGGGCCGGCCCGGCCCGGGUGGCGGCUGCUACCGCUGCCGCCGCUGCAGUCGCCGCCGGCUUCCCGGAGCUGGAUUUCCGCUCGGGCGCCCGGAUCGAGGAGCUGAACCGGCUGAUCCAGGAGUUCGGCAAGCACGACCAGCGCGAGUACGACGACCAGCGCGCCCUGGAGAUCCACACCGCCAAGGACUUCAUCUUCUCCAUGCUGGGCAUGGUGCAGAAACUUGACCAAAAGCUCCCUGUCGCCAAUGAGUACCUGCUGCUUUCUGGGGGAGUCCGGGAAGGUGUCGUCGACCUGGACCUCGACGAGCUGAACAUCUAUGCUCGCGGGACGGACUACGACAUGGACUUCACCCUCCUGGUGCCGGCGCUGAAACUGCACGACCGGAACCAGCCGGUCACCCUGGACAUGCGGCACUCGGCCCUCUGCCACUCGUGGCUGAGCUUGCGGCUCUUUGACGAAGGGACGAUCAGCAAGUGGAAGGACUGCUGCACCAUCGUGGACCACAUCAACGGGGCCACCAAUUAUUUCUUUUCCCCGACAAAAGUGGCGGACUGGUUCUAUGACUCCAUCAGCAUCGUCUUGUCUGAGAUCCAGAAGAAGCCUCAGCGGGGGAUGCCCAAGGUGGAGAAGGUGGAGAAGAACGGGACCAUCAUCUCCACCAUCCUGGGGGUGGGCAGCAGCCGCAUGCUCUAUGACAUUGUGCCCGUGGUGUCCUUCAAAGGCUGGCCGGCGGUGGCCCAGAGCUGGCUGAUGGAGAACCACUUCUGGGACGGCAAGAUCACGGAGGAGGAGGUCAUCAGCGGCUUCUACCUGGUCCCCGCCUGCUCCUACAAGGGCAGGAAGGACAACGAGUGGAGGCUCUCCUUUGCCCGCAGCGAAGUCCAGCUGAAGAAGUGCAUCUCCGGCAGCCUCAUGCAGGCCUACCAGGCGUGCAAGGCCAUCAUCAUCAAGCUGCUCUCGCGGCCCAAGGCCAUCAGCCCCUACCACCUGCGCAGCAUGAUGCUCUGGGCCUGCGACCGGCUGCCGGCCAGCUACCUGGCCCGGGAGGACUACGCGGCCCACUUCCUGCUGGGCCUGAUUGACGACCUGCAGCACUGCUUGGUGAACAAGAUGUGCCCCAACUACUUCAUCCCCCAGUGCAACAUGUUGGAGCACCUCUCUGAGGAGACGGUCAUGCUCCACGCACGGAAGCUCUCCUCGGUGCGCUCGGAUCCCACCGAACAUCUCCGGACUGCCAUUGAGCACGUCAAGGCAGCCAACCGGCUAACGCUGGAGCUCCAGAGGAGGGGCAGCACCACCAGCAUCCCUUCUCCUCAGUCGGAUGGCGGCGACGCCAACCAGCCCGACGACCGGUUAGCCAAAAAGCUGCAGCAGCUAGUGACUGAGAACCCGGGGAAAUCCAUCUCGGUCUUCAUUAAUCCAGAUGACGUCACACGGCCUCACUUCAGAAUCGACGACAAGUUCUUCUGAGAGUUUCCCCGCACCUUUUUGUUCUUUCUCUUCCCCCCACUCCACUUCCUCCAGACUUGAACAGUGGUUUCCCUCGCCUCUCUCUUUGGCAUUUUUUUAACAUAUCCAGCUUAGAUUGGAUUUGUUGAGAACAACCCAGACUUCUUCCUGGUUCUGCAGGAUGGUGCAGAAACGGUAUAUUCCUCUUUGGUUUGCUGCUUCCCCCCUCCAUUGAAUUGUUCUGUGGGUCUGUAGUUUUUGGAGAAGACCAUGAACCACACACCUGCUUCCCCAUCCCUUUCUUUUGCAAAAAAAGAAUCCCUUGCUCCCGAAGGGUUUCCCACCAGGAACGUUUGGCUGGCUCCUAGCUCCUCUGCCAGGUUUUUUGCUUUAUUUGCUCUUCACUGUUCGCAUCCAGAAGGAUCACGUCGACUUUAAAAACGAUAAUGCCACAAACUUCCUAAAUUUGGGGUCUCUUUCCCCGCCACAGCCACUCUUCUUGAAUGUAAUUGUUCAGAAUCCAACUUGUACAGUACAGAGAAAGCUGUUUCCGCCAAUCUUCCAUGCAGGAUAAGGUUCUGGAAUGUUACUUUUUAGUGUGUGUAAUUAUUCAAAGCCUUAUUUAAAUGCUAUUAAACAACAUACCGUUAUAAAUGUUAAUUUGCACUAAUGAAAACUUCUGCCACCGCA